Messenger RNA from Echinops telfairi (small Madagascar hedgehog), 1505 nucleotides. It is a transcript of the gene SIGMAR1, whose product is annotated as sigma non-opioid intracellular receptor 1. The transcript is spliced from 4 exons. Gene Ontology annotation, cellular component: endoplasmic reticulum. Bases 5 to 676 code for a protein of 223 amino acids. Lineage: Eukaryota; Metazoa; Chordata; Mammalia; Afrosoricida; Tenrecidae. The record is from RefSeq and is a predicted model, not a curated record.
CGGGAUGCAGUGGGCCGUAGGUCGGCGGUGGGUGUGGGCCGCGCUGCUCCUGGCCGCCGCGGCUGUGCUGGCGCAAGUGGUCUGGCUGUGGCUGGGGACGCAGAGCUUCGUCUUCCAGCGCGAAGAGAUCGCGCAGCUGGCUCGGCAGUAUGCGGGGCUGGACCACGAGCUGGCCUUCUCUCGGCUGAUCGUGGAGCUGCGGCGACUGCAUCCAGGCCAUGUGCUGCCCGACGAGGAGCUGCAGUGGGUGUUCGUGAAUGCGGGUGGCUGGAUGGGCGCCAUGUGCCUUCUGCAUGCCUCGCUGUCCGAGUACGUGCUGCUCUUCGGCACCGCUCUGGGUUCUCGUGGCCACUCUGGACGGUACUGGGCUGAGAUCUCAGACACCAUCAUCUCUGGCACCUUCCACCAGUGGCGAGAGGGCACUACUAAAAGUGAGGUCUUCUAUCCAGGGGAGACGGUGAUGCACGGACCUGGAGAGGCCACAGCUGUGGAGUGGGGGCCAAACACGUGGAUGGUAGAGUACGGCCGGGGCGUCAUCCCAUCCACCUUGGCCUUCGCGCUGGCUGACACCGUCUUCAGCACCCAGGAUUUCCUCACCCUCUUCUAUACUCUUCGGGCUUAUGCCCGGGGCCUCCGGCUUGAGCUCACCACCUACCUCUUCGGCCAGGAACCCUGACCAGCCCAGCUUGAAGGAGGGGCUGUGGAUGGACAGACGCGGGCAGGCCCGUAUGCAUCCACUUCCGGGAGCCCCUGUGCACACACAGGAACACACUCAACCCAUGCAGAUACUCAGUUCCUGGUGUGUCAGCAGGGGCAUACAUGCUUCUACAUCCAAACACGGACACCCACGGGAACACAUGUAACUGAUGCUCUGGUGGGAGCAGCAGCCCUGCCCUCAUGCCCAUCAGGAGAGGAGCCCCAUACAUAUUAAGGGGGCCAGGCCUGUUCAACCGGAGACAUUGCUUCACUCACUAACUCAGGCCUUCCUACAUUUAGCUUCCCAGCCCCAGUCAGGGCGCUGGAGUUAGGGAGAGGGGUGGGCCUUACACGCUGCCUGGGUUUGACCUCUCGCCCUAGCGAGUAGUGAAGGGGAAGAGGACCUGCCCUUGGGGCCCACCUUUCCCUGCAGCUCUGAUGCCCUCCCCCUAUCAUUGCCCCUGCUCUCACCAUAUGCCUUAUCCCCAUUCUAUUCCCCUGCUAUGCAAGUAGCCCACGGCUGGCCCCCUCUUCCCCAUUAGCCAGAUUAGCUAGAAAACCAGAGGAGAAUGGUGAGUUGGGACCCCAUCUCCCCUUGGUGUAUGAUAGGCUGGCCUCAGCCCAGGGUCCACUACUGGGGAGAGGGCUGUAGAGGUGGGCCUGAGCCCAGGGGACCAUCCUUGGCCUGGAGAAGGCCUGCUGUGCACCCUCAGCACCCCUCCCUGCCCACCCCUCACCUCAGCUUCCAGACACUGCCCCUGCUGCAUUCUCUGUCCGUCGAUGUUAAUAAAGCCCUGUAAACACUUCUA